CAGGUUUUGUAGGCUUUGCCAUCCAGGGGAACGAUGAAUACGGAGCCCUCCUUGAAGGUGAAGGGCUGCGUAGCAGGAGGGGUAGUCCCAGCGCAGGAGCGUCCCCCGGCCUCAGCCAUCGCCACAGCCACCGCGGAAACCCUCUGCCAUCUCCUGGCCACCUCCUAGCUGCGCUCUCUUGAGCUGGCUCUUCCUCUUGCAUUUUGUUUCGCUUUUCUGUUCCAGGAAGAAAGAGGCAUCUGGCUACAGUGAAGUGCCAGAUGGGCACUAGAUGACAGAGAAAAAAGAAGUUGAGGCUGAGGUUAAGAGAGGAGAUGUGAAGCAAGCACAGGAAGCAGGGAGCACAAGCCACAGCCAGGAGGACACAGCAUGUCCCCUGUCUGCACACACCAGCAAAGUGCCAGCUGCCCCCCCUGUCCCCGCUACAGCUGGAGAGUUGCCUAAUUCAGUGUCACCUUCCAAAGCACCACACCUGUCCCAGCCAUGACCAUCCUGUGCCCCUCCUGGGAUUUAUCACAUGCACCCAUAGCUACCCUCGGUCAGUCAAGUUCAUUUGCAGGCAGGACACAUGUCUCUUCACCGUUCACUUCCCUGCAGUAAUUCUAAGCGAACACCCUCCAUUUAUCACUACGCAUCAGGAAGCAGAAGUAGUUACACUGAUUUAAAGGAAUCUGAAUUCAUCCAACUCUUUUCAUAGCAGAAAAUAAAGAAGUCUCAUUUCUUUCUGGCCGUGCCUCCUCUUGGGGUUGAUUUCACUUCCCCAUCACCAGUUUUGCCAGCAAGCUGGGUGGAAGAGAUGGAGGAUGCAGCAUUAGGGAAACUGAAUGUUUUAUGGGUCUGCAAAAGGUACCCUGCGACUCACAGGCUGACACGAGCUCAAACGCUUGCAUCUCUUCUUGAUUUUGUCUGAAACAGGAGAGGACCUGCUAGAGCAGACCAUUGCUUUCACACACCCUCCCUCCUACUGCCCAGUCAUUUCCCACUCGUUUCCUUCUCCUAUGAGCAAAGCCUGGUCUUUCUUUCACUCUUUUAUUCUGAGGAGCACCCUUGAGAUGGGCUCAGGGCAUAGAAAAAAAACACUACUCUCUGAACAUGACUACGUUGGACAUCGUACUGCUUUCUAAUGGAAACGAGGGCUCCCACCGAAAAAAGGUCACAGGCAGCGUGACAGUGCUGUUCUGGUCAUACUAGGAAAGGUCUAAGUAAAGCGUUUCUCAGCUACUUCAAGGCCGCCUUUGAAAUAAUGCACCCCAAAUCAAGUAAAGGGUUAGAAUUGAACUAAGCACCCUACUAAGGUCCCUUAAAUUGUCUCAUUUCCUACAACGACUACAGAACUGAUCUAGACUGAUAAGUAGUAACUUUGCACGGUCAACUCUGAUUAGAGUUCUCACUUCUAAAACAGCAACGAGAAAGAGGAAGCAGUUUAAAAUAUUUGUUUGCAGGUUGUUGGUAAGUAGGCUUGGAGCAGCUUCCCCCUCCCCCAAUCAAAUAGCUUUCCAGAGUGCUUCAACGAUACAAGGCUGCCGCAGGGACGCUCCGAGGUUCAGAAGAAGAUGCGUGCAAAGAGGACAGUGUUUGACAGUGUUUCCCGGACGCUAAGAUAGUUGCAGUUCUGUGGAAAGGCGAGAGCUGCUUCGCUGUGAGAGUCCGAGGAUGUGAAAUUCUGGAGGAGGUUUGUGCUAAGAAGAGGCACUGGAACGACCGAACGGGUUAGUCGCACCACAGACGAAUCCCACGUGAGUCCCUUCACUCUCAUGCGCCCUUCUGCACCUCGAGCCCAAGGUGGGAGCACUUCUGGCUAUUCAGCAUGGCCAACAGCAGCCUGGCGCUGAGCGGCCUGGAUGGGUUCUACAUUGGUAUUGAGUCCUUGAUUGCUUUGUUUGCCACUUUGGGCAACAUCCUGGUGAUCUGGACAGUGAAGGUGACCCCGGCUUUUCGGAACACCACCCUGUACUUCAUCGGUUCCCUAGCCCUGGCCGACAUCGCCGUCGGCACCCUCGUCGUGCCCCUGGCCAUCGUGGUGAGCCUAGGGAUCAGCAUCCACUUCUACACCUGCCUGUUCAUGUGCUGCCUGAUGGUGAUUUUUACCAACGCGUCCAUCCUGUCCCUCCUGGCCAUCGCAGUCGACAGGUACCUGAGAGUGAAGCUGCCCACCAGAUAUAAAAUAAUCACUACGGGGAGAAGAAUUUGGUUAGCACUGAGUUUGUGCUGGUUGCUGUCUCUGCUGGGAGGAUUAGUCCCCAUGUUUGGAUGGAACAAUACAGCACCCAGAAGCUCAGACUUGCACAAGUGUCAAUUUCUCUCUGUGAUGAGGAUGGAUUACCUGGUAUAUUUUGGCUUCUUCAUGUGGACCCUUGUCCCUCUGACCAUCAUGUGUGCUCUAUAUGCCAAAAUCUUUUACAUCAUUCGGACAAAGCUAAGUCAAGGUACAACCAACGUGAAAGCGGCAGGAGCAUUUUAUGGGCAGGAGUUCAAGACAGCCAAAUCCCUAGGCCUUGUUCUCUUCCUGUUUGCAAUAUCCUGGUUGCCCCUGUACAUUAUAAACUGUAUUUCCUAUUUUUACCCCAAACAUCAGAUCCCCAAGUAUUUGAUUUACUUGGGAAUCCUGUUGUCCCAUGCCAACUCUGCCAUGAACCCCGUUGUCUAUGCUUGCAAGAUAAAGAAGUUCAAAGACACAUACCUUUUAAUUUUGAAGACUUGUAUGCUGUGCAAAAAAACAGAUCCAGUUGUUCUUGCAGAGCAAAAUACAGACUAACAGCCAUAAAACAAGACUGAAGGCUGAACUGCCAGUAUAUACCAGACUGUUGAUACAAAACUUUGCUUCAUUAAGAAAUUCAUGGGAAAACGUGUUCUGCUUCAUCUACUCACUCUUUUAGACAAACUGUUUUAUGAUAAGGGCAAGCUCCUCUUACUCAGUCUGAUGCACAUUUGACAUUAAGCCCAAAAGGAUCAUUUAUGAUCUCCUGCACAAGUAUACCCCAGAGAAUUCUGCUCAGCGAUUGCUGUACCAAGCCCAGAUCUUCCAGGCAGGUAUCUUCAUUUCACAGGACCUUCUCUGGUUUAUUUAUUGCCUUGAGCGUUAUUUGGUAGGCUGGUGACCCUGAGCACUGGUAACAAGGCAGAGAUUUUUUGCUCCUAGUUCCCUACCUCAGAUCUGUGUUUAGCUGGUAAAGACCAACGCUUGAUACUUUUCUAAUUUUAAGUAGAGACUGAGAAGUUUUUUUGCUAUGGUCUGGGUUUCUCUUUCUAACCAGCUGUAGGCCCUUUGCUAUCACACAGCCAAACUUGCCCCAACCCUUUGCUUCAGUGGUGCCUGCACAUCUCAUGAAACUAUAGCAUGUUUGUUCCUCUUGCACAACAUAUUCCCAUGCUUAGUUUGCCCUAUAACCACAAAUUGUUUUCCUAACAUUGGAAUUAAUUGUCAUUUGCUGCAGCUGAGGGUCAUCUGCCAUAUUCCAAACCUUUGUAAACCUGGUGAAAAGUUUCUUUUUGCAACAACCUGUUACAAAACUGAAGACUUAUCUGAAAGUAUACAUACAUAUGUAUUCAUGCAUAUAAUAUAUGUACACACACAUA
This is a messenger RNA of Struthio camelus australis, 3576 nucleotides long. RefSeq names its product adenosine A3 receptor (gene ADORA3). The record is from RefSeq and is a predicted model, not a curated record. Gene Ontology annotation, biological process: G protein-coupled adenosine receptor signaling pathway. Lineage: Eukaryota; Metazoa; Chordata; Aves; Struthioniformes; Struthionidae. Gene Ontology annotation, molecular function: G protein-coupled adenosine receptor activity. Gene Ontology annotation, cellular component: dendrite; synapse; plasma membrane.